UCAGACUCAAGGCUGAUAACAAACAGGAAGCGACGGAAUGCGGAGAGUUUAAGUUACUAAAACACAACGCAAACCGUUUAAACGUGCAGAAAUACAACCUGAAAUACAUGUUACGUGUAAGGGUUGAAUAAAUGCCUGCGCGUUUGCAAUGACAGUCGAUCUCCAGGUUUAAACACGUAUUAUGUGGCUAGCUAUCGUCAGGCUCCUUCCACUUCCGUGUACACUCCGUUUCCCCUCAGCGACCUCCUCCAACUUUUGAACAGGACAUUUUAAUUGGCGUCCGUCAUUUUUUGCGCACCGGUUUUAAGGACCUUGAUUGACGGACGUCGGCCCCACCUGCUUUAGAAUGGAUUGUGAAGACGCCCACAAUGGGCGGGGCUUGUCAGGAGCUCAUGGAGCCAGAAGUAUAAUAGGAGCGGAGGAUGAGGAAUUUGAGAAUGAUUUGGACCAGACAGUGGAUGAUCAAUGCAGUCAUUUUAACAGUAUCGAACUGCUGAAAAGCAAACCCACCCAUCUGGCGGUCUUCCUCCAUCACGUCAUCCUCCAGUUUGACUGUGCUCCUCUGUUGUGCUAUCUGCAUGCUGACCUCUUCAGGAACCUAAGUGCCAAAGAGACCAAGAAACACUUUGUGGACUUUUAUAACAAUUUCUUGGACAAAGGAGCCAUUCUGAGAGUAGCAGUCCCAUCUAAUAUAGCAAAUGAGUUAGACCGCACUCGUCCAGACCUCAUCAGUGAGGAACUGCAGAAGCGAUUUGCUCAGGAAAUACAGAACAUGCAGACCUUGGAGGUCCUGAGGCAGCUUGAGGAUUUCAGGCAGAAGAGGAUGAUGGGAAUGACCCCCAACGAACAGGAGCUAAUUGAGGUGGAGAGUCACUAUCCAACAGACCGUGUUCCCAGAGAAAUGAAGGAGAAAGCAGUGGCUGAGAGACUUCUAGAGAAGUUGACUGAAACCAACCCUGCGAUUGUUCCAGAUGAAGAUAAAUGUUCCGCCAUCUUUACUGCAGUGGCUGUCUACAUGAAGCAUCUGGGAGUAAAGAACAGACCACCAGACAGCAAGAAGGGCAAAGGAUUUUUCAGGAGAAAGCCGAAAGAAGAAAAGUUUCAAAGGAAAGAAGAAAAGUCGAAAGUGCUCAGUAUCUUGAGGAUCGGAGGCAGCAAUGAGGUCAGAAUGAGAGUGGACAAUGAAGGUGAUAAAGAGAGGAAUAACGAACGAAGAAAUACUGCAAGCACCAUGGGACAUCGGGGCUCCAAUGCAGAUGGUGGUGUAGUACCCAUAUUGGGUCGAAAAUCUCUCGUGCCAGGGCCUGGCACUCCUCAAGGCACAGAGACCAGUGAGGUGCCAGACAGGAACAUUAUUAUUACCCCCAGCCCUGAAAAUACCCAGCCUGAGACAGGUCAGCCCAGCAGUCGUUCAGACCACCAGUCUGUAUCAGAUAGUGGAGAAAUAUCUUCAGCGAGCCCCAGUCACAGCAUCUCUGUCUGGGAGCCUUCAUCUGUAAUCGACAUACCUGUAGAUGAGCCCAUUGAAAAGGACAGACGGAAGACAAGGAGCGUGCGCCGUAGUGAGAGUCUGUGUGUGGAACGAUGUACUCGUCGAGGUGGUUCUACUCGGGCAAAACAAUCUCGCUCCCGUAGUGACGUGGACCUUCAGGCAACUUCCAUUUCCACUUCCACUUCCCAGCCCCCUUCACCUUUUUCCCAGCACCCCAAGUUUAUGGAUACACCGUUGGUGCCACCUGAUGGAUCUCUUACAGCCAGUCCUGCUGGACCCUUAGCUCAGCAAGAGGAAGUAGAGCCACGGCUUCUGGAGUUAGAGCAAGAUCCUCCCAACUGGAGAGAGCUUGCUCCAAGUGAGGUUCUGAGUAAACUCACUAAGAAAGAGACUAAGAGGCAGGAAGUCAUCAAUGAAUUGUUUGCGACGGAGCAUGCCCACGUGCGCAUGCUGAGUGUAUUACAUACAGUGUUUUCUCGUCCAAUGGCAAGAGAUGCGAUUAUGGAUUCUACUGAGCUAGACACAAUCUUCCCUAGUUUGGAUGAGAUUAUGGACAUGCACUAUACUUUCUAUGAGAAUUUGAAAAAGCUACGUCAAGAAGAUGACUAUGUGGUUAAAAAUAUUAGCACUCCGCUCCUCAACAGAUUUAAUGGUUCAGAGGGUGAAUGGUUCCAGAAGCUCACAGCUCGUUUCUGUAGUCGUCAGUCAUGGACUCUGGUUCAAAUCAAGAACAAGCAGAAGAAAGACCCCCGCUUCAAUGCCUUUAUACUGGAAGCUGAGAGUAAGCCCCAGUGCAGAAGAUUACAGCUGAAGGACAUCAUCCCCAUCGAGAUGCAGAGAUUAACAAAGUACCCACUGCUGUUAGAAAACAUUGCCAAGAGCACAGAGGAUAAUGUAGAGAAAGAAAAUAUCCAACAGGCUGCUGAAUGCUGUCGUAAGAUUCUCAACCAUGUAAACGAGGAGGUGAAAUACAUGGAAAAUCUUCUGACUUUGAAAGACUACCAGCGCAGGUUGGACACUUCAGGGCUGAAGCCCAGCUUGGAGCUUUACACCGAGUAUAGGUCCUUGGACAUGACAACAAGAUCUAUGAUUUACGAGGGGCCACUUACAUGGAGGGUGACUAAGGAAAAGGCUCUAGAUGUACAGGGUGUGUUGCUGGGAGACCUGUUGGUCCUUCUUCAGAAACAAGAUGAAAGAAUGGUUUUAAAAUGCCAAAGCAAAAGUAACAUUGCUGUCCAGGAGGGCAAACAAAUGCUCAGCCCCAUCAUAAAGCUUGAGUCGGCUUUCCUCCGAGAAGUGGCCACAGAUCGUAAAGCUUUCUAUGUUAUCUUCACUUGGGAGAGCGGAGCACAGAUCUACGAACUUGUGGCACAGUCUGUUGCUGAAAGAAAAAUAUGGACAGAUUUGAUCAAGUCAUCAUCAGAGGAGUUGAAAAAGAGUGGCGGUUAUACACUGGACAGGGUGAGGCAUGGAAGCAUGCCAAGUAGCAGCUCCGCACUGGCGUAUAGUGCCUCACUGAACCCGCCUCUUAGCCCUACUGACAAUGGACCAUACCUACUGAAAAACUCUGCAGGUCAAUUCAAGGACAGCCUUAGCGAUGAUAAGUUCAGACACUCUCACUCCUUACUGAUUGACUUCUUAGCUUCCAAUGGGUUUGACCCACUCGCUUACAGUAAUGCCCCUCCAGAGCGGUCUGGCACUUCGGCUUUGGAUGAAGUCACGUCCUUGAAGACACUGUUAAUCAGAAGUACCAGUCUGUCCCAGAAUGAACAGAGUGGAGCAGAGCCCGGGAACCAGGAAACCGAUGAAUCACAAGAAGAGCUGGAGGAAAAGGCUCAAGGAGGUGAGCACAAAGCGGUAAUUGCUCCUCUAGUGCUUUCACAGGAGCAAAUAGAGGAUGUCAGCAGAAAACUGGAGACUCUGGAAGAACAAGUGAAGAAACUACAGAAUGUGCAGGAGGAGUAUCACAGGCUACAAGAAACCCUGGCUAAAUUCAUUAUUCAAAGAGGAAACUACAAUUGAUCAUUCCAGCCUGCUGGUCACCAGAUUGUCUGAAGCCCAACCUGAUGAUGUAGUGAAAGUGUUGCUUACAAAAUGGAGAGAGGGAGACUGUUUGUGUGUCUGUGGUUGCAUGCAGGGGUGUUUUUUAUUUUACGCAGAGCUUGUGGCCCAAAAUCCAAAUGAAGUUGGUCAGGAUUGAACAAAUAUAUUCAUUUACCUGUGUUUGCCAUUUUGAAAGAACAACUCUUAUAAGCGCACAUGGAAUGAAAACAAGAGUUGAAGGUUUGAAAGAGGCUGUAAGGAAGUUUUUUUUUUUUUUUAAUUCAUGCCAAAUGCUUUUAAGUGUGAUAUGGAGGUCCGAGUCUAAGCCACAGGUGUUGUUUAUAUUGUAGUGCAGCAGUUAGACAAGCAUCUUAGUUAUUGUCACAUGGUCACUGUAGAUAUUUUUUGUCUUUAGCAUGUUGGAAUGAGUGAGCAUAUGUGCAUGUGAGUCACCUUGAUAAAUUUGUGGAUGUUCUGCUCUUUAGAGGAACUUUCCUGUGUUGUAAUGUCUAUGCAUAAUCAUCAGAGGAUAUACAGAGGAGAUUUUAAAUAAUUAAUUAUUUAAAUAGAAUUCAUUAUGAAGGGUAGCCUCGCUAGCCUUCGCAUGGAUCGGUUUCAGACCAAAGAGGACCUACAGUGAGAAGCACGUUUAUCACAGAAAAUCUAAUGCCUAGAGCUGAAAAAAAGUAUUAAGCAUUUAAUUUUUUUAAUAAGCAUAUGCAAGAUUAGUAAAAUGCACUUAAAUCCCAUUCUAUGCUAUAUGCACAUAUAUAAAUAUCUCCUAAAUAGAAUGUGUAAGAAAAAAAGAAAACUAAGCUGACACGUAAAAAGUUAAAGACUCCUUAUUGAACCUAUUUUAUCAAUAAUUAUACAUAUAAUUACAUACUGUUUUCUUUACUAGAAAUAGAAACAUUUUAUUUUUUUAAUCAAUUCAUUAUUAAGCUUGGCUUAUGUAAGCUCAUACCAUGAAGCUCAGUCUAAAGUAGUGGAUGAUUUACAUAAUACAUAUUUAACACCUUAUGAUCGAUCAGAAUCGAGAAUAAAACAGUGCUGUUACAUAAAUACAAAUAUAAUGGUUAAUUCCAAAUUAACUGUAAAAGUGCUUUGAGUCUGGUCUGUGCGAGGAAUAACACACUUUACAUCUGGUGCGGAUUAUUUUACAUCGCAAUGCCAGAAGUGUGUUAUUCCGGUUGUACCACACCAGUUUGCGACAGGUUUUAACCUAUUAAUGAACACUUGUUUUUGUUUUUUUCUAUCUUAAAAGCAGUUUAAAAUAUAAGGUUUGGAGCAUUUGUAAGAAAAGUUGGUUUUUGUUGGUGAUUUAUAUAGGGUUAUAAUGGUUAAAUCUCCACCAGCUUUUUUUUUUCUUCCAUCUCUUUUUAUUUUACAAUUUUUUCGUAUAUUGUUAAAAUAUGCAGUAUGUCAUGUUAACGAGAAACCAGAAAGGAAAACCUCAACUGUUCAAGAAACACCUGUUUAUACAAAAGACCUCACCACAUGUAUGAUUUUAUACAUUUUUUUCCUCAGUAAAUGUCAUACUAAGGUGCAUCAGUAAGGUAACUUGAAAAGUUGCAUUUUAUUAUUAUUAUUAUUAUGAGGCGCUCUAUGCAUAAACUGUCACUAGUGAUAAUAGCAUAUUUGAACAAGGACAUUAAUAUAAGCUGAUAUUUGUUAUAGACAACUUUUGUCAGAGCUGAGCUAAUACAGUAUACUGUAUCACUUUUUAAUCAACACCUUUUGACCAAUCGGAAUCCAGUGCUGUCAGACCAACAUUAUUAAAAGAGUCAUUUUUAAAAUUUACUGUUAUUCUGCUGUCUUUAGCUGUAUAUUUUUAACCAGCGGUUUACCGUAAAUGGACUUUGUAGACUUUCAGCUUGUAAGUGUUUGACAAUGUGAUUUCUUUAUAUGGGAAGCAGAAAGAACAUGUUGAUCAGAGUUUGUGAGAAAUGUUCAUCAUCAACAGUGACCAUUUUCUCAUUACGGUUUUUUGUUCCUGUUGCUAAUGCUCUUUUAGAGUUCUAUCAUUAAAGUAAGUAUGCAACUGCCAAAUACCAUAAGAAACGAUAGAUAGUGCCUAUCAUUAUACUACAGCAUUUGCACCAAGACCUCAUGAAGAAGUACUGAAUUAGAGGGGUAAAAAUGUUGUGGCUUCUGCCAUACACUUGACUGUGUCCUUUGAGUCAAAGAGACUUAAUCAAUGUUGCUUUCAGUCUCAUGCCACAGUGUGCUUUCCGAUGUUUAUCCAGCUAAGACACAUUUGUAUUUUUUAUGUACAAUGCUAUUUAUAAUGCAGGGUGGAUUAUGCAAAGGGUUUAGACCUUUAUUUCUUCGUUCCGGCUCAGUGGCUGUGUAGAGGACCUAGUGGCACUCUUCCUCUUUCUCACUAUCAGUCGAUGAAAGACAAAAAUGCUCAAGUUUCAGUUCCACAUCAAUAGGGUCUGGUGGCAGUUUAUUACUGACUCUCAUAUUGUGCACUGUGUUUCUUUCAAAUGUAUGCCUCUUUCUAUUUUUUGUAUUUCUUUUUCUAGGCUGAACCAAAUAUUCUUUUACAUACAGAGCUGUAAAGUGUAAUUCCACAACCAUUUUAGCCCAGGAAAUUACAUAUUUUUUUGGCUUCGGCCCACUUCAGUGUAGUACUAUGUAUAUUUUAGGGGUUUUGUUACUCUUGUCACAGCUACCCCUGAUUAAAGCAAGAACUAUUCUGUGUAUUUGUGCUUUGAUUUUUAUCAUGUAAGAUAUUUUGAAAGCAUUGAGGUACAUUUUAUUACUACUGUAAGUUUCCUGUUCUUCUUCUUUUUUUUUAAAUAAAUCAUUUCAACAAUUGCUAAAA
Molecule: messenger RNA, 6365 nt
Organism: Clarias gariepinus (North African catfish)
Lineage: Eukaryota; Metazoa; Chordata; Actinopteri; Siluriformes; Clariidae
Gene: arhgef1
Product: Rho guanine nucleotide exchange factor (GEF) 1b
Exons: 33
Coding region: 347-3514 (1055 amino acids)
Biological process (GO): intracellular signal transduction; G protein-coupled receptor signaling pathway
Cellular component (GO): cytoplasm
Molecular function (GO): G protein-coupled receptor binding; guanyl-nucleotide exchange factor activity
Source: RefSeq, a predicted model, not a curated record